AUGGGCGACAAAGGGGACAGAGGGGACGUCGCGUCGGUGUCGCCGGCAACACCGGAGGACGCGGCCAGGGCGGAGAUGUACAAGGAGGAGGCGAACGAGUACUUUAAGAAUCAAGUAUACGACAAAGCUAUUGAGUUAUAUACCAAAGCCAUAGAAUUAAAUCCAUUGGUUGCUGUAUAUUUUGGCAACAGGAGUAUUGCCUACCUGAGGAUGGAAUGCUUCGGAUACGCAUUGACGGACGCGUCCGCGGCGAUCGAGUUAGAUAGAAAUUACGUCAAGGGCUAUUAUCGGAGAGCUGCCGCUUACAUGUCCCUCGGCAAGUUCAAGCUGGCUCUCAUGGAUUACAAGACUGUUGUAAAGGCUAGGCCGAACGAUAAGGAUGCAAAAGACAGAUACAUGGAAUGUCGCAAGAUGGUUAAGGUGUCGGCUUUUAACAAGGCGAUCUCUGUCGAGGAUAAGAAGAACAUAGCUGAUACAAUUAAUCUAGAAGAUAUGGCGAUUGAAGAUGAAUACACAGGGCCAAAAUUGGAUGACGGGAAAGUCACGCUGGAAUUCAUGAAAGAUUUAAUAGAAUGGUAUAGAAAUCAAAAUAAGUUGCACCGUAAAUACGCUUACAAAAUCUUGUUGGACGUUAAGUCGUGGUUUAUGGCACAACCUAGCUUAGUGGACAUUACAAUCCCAAGUGAAAAGAAGUUCACCAUCUGCGGGGAUAUACAUGGUCAAUACUACGAUCUACUUAAUAUAUUUAAGUUGAACGGAUUGCCAUCAGAGACUAAUCCAUAUUUAUUCAAUGGAGAUUUUGUAGAUAGAGGUUCCUUCUCCGUGGAAUGCAUAUUUACCUUAUUUGGUUUUAAAUUAUUAUACCCAAAUCACUUCUUCAUGUCAAGAGGUAAUCACGAAUCGGCGACAAUGAAUCAAAUGUAUGGAUUCGACGGGGAAGUGAAAGCUAAAUAUUCCGUUCAGAUGGCAGAAUUGUUCACAGAGGUUUACAAUUGGCUCCCUCUUGCACACUGCCUCAACCGUAGAGUGCUUGUGAUGCACGGUGGACUGUUUUCGCGGGACGACGUGACGUUGCAAGAAAUCAGAGAAAUUGACAGAAACAGACAACCGCCCGACGAGGGAUUGAUGUGCGAGCUGCUGUGGUCAGAUCCGCAGCCGCAAAUGGGCCGGGCGCCCAGCAAGAGGGGCGUGGGCGUUCAAUUUGGACCUGAUGUCACGGAGAAUUUCCUCAGGAUAAAUUCCCUUGACUACGUCGUGAGGAGUCACGAGGUGAAGAACGAGGGAUACGAGGUGGGACAUGACGGGAAGUGUAUCACAGUAUUCUCCGCUCCCAAUUACUGUGAUACCAUGGGUAACCGAGGUGCCUUUAUCACACUUAACGGCAGUGACAUGAAACCUUAUUUCACGUCGUAUGACGCAAUGCCUCAUCCGAACGUAAGGCCGAUGGCUUAUGCCAAUUCGUUAUUAAAGUUUAUGUGCUAGUGGAACAUCUAGGUAUUAAUAAAAAAAAAAGAAUAAUAACUGAAAUAUAAGUAGUCCAAUCACAAAGUGUGCGUAAUAUAUUUGAUACUGAAAUGGGGAAGGUAAGAGACACUUUAGGCUUCUCCGCAACAAUUAAUUAUUAUAUUCUUUCUAGGAGAUCGCGCGAUCGAAUUUCCUGUUAUUAUAAAAGAUAUAUGUGCGGUGAGAAAUGCAUAAUAUUGAUGGGUACAAAAAAAAACGAGAAAGGUUUGCUUAUUUUUAAUAGUAGGCAAACUAAAAUCUAUCAGACUCUUCUUAUCUAUGAUAAGAAAGCACGUGGCUCAUCAAACACUAACGAUUUGUGUUCGUUUGUAACAAAAUGGCGCGAAGAGAACGUUUCUAUUUUGUACCCUCAAUCCACGGCCACCUUGCUCGUUAAAGAUACCCCACUUAUACGUGCGCGUAUAAAACAUAUAAAAAGAACAAAUAAUUUUGAUCUCCAGAUAGUUGCACGAAGUUUUAAUUUUAUAAUGUAUUAUUUAUAUAUACGAGAAAUGUGCGGAAUCUUAAAUUUUUAAUCGAUUCUUUAGCGACCAACGGUGGAGUUUCAAUGAAAUAUAGCAAUUAUUACGAGAGAAUACGUAAAUGCGUAUGCAAGGAAAAAAAAACUAGAAUAAUUAUGUAGUACAAUGUUCCAGCCAAUCACCGCUUGUCACGUUAUUUGUGACAAUUUUUUUACAAAACUACUGAUUGGAGGAACUUCUUUGAUCUAACAUUUUGUUUUUUGUUAAUAAAUGAUGUUUAUGAUGUA
This is a messenger RNA of Wasmannia auropunctata (little fire ant), 2272 nucleotides long. RefSeq names its product serine/threonine-protein phosphatase 5 (gene PpD3). Gene Ontology annotation, cellular component: cytosol; nucleus. Gene Ontology annotation, molecular function: protein serine/threonine phosphatase activity; protein binding. NCBI's taxonomy places the organism in Eukaryota, Metazoa, Arthropoda, Insecta, Hymenoptera, Formicidae. The coding region runs from base 1 to 1482 and encodes 493 amino acids. The transcript has 8 exons. The record is from RefSeq and is a predicted model, not a curated record.